Molecule: messenger RNA, 843 nt
Organism: Guillardia theta CCMP2712
Lineage: Eukaryota; Cryptophyceae; Pyrenomonadales; Geminigeraceae
Gene: RPL10e
Product: large subunit ribosomal protein L10e, cytoplasmic
Exons: 4
Coding region: 17-775 (252 amino acids)
Biological process (GO): ribosomal large subunit assembly; translation
Cellular component (GO): cytosolic large ribosomal subunit; ribosome
Molecular function (GO): structural constituent of ribosome
Source: RefSeq, a predicted model, not a curated record
GAGACAGACAAGCGCCAUGGGCAGAAGACCCUGGAAGUGUUCUCGUUACAUCAAGAACAAGCCCUACAUCAAGUCACGCUACUGCCGUGGUGUGCCAGAGGCUAAGAUCAAGAUUUUUGAUGUCGGCAAAAAGAGAGUUGGUGUUCACCAGUUCCCUGCCUGUGUGCACUUGCUCUCCCUUGAGAAGGAGCAGAUCUCUUCCGAGUCCCUCGAGGCAGCUCGUGUCAGUGCCAACAAGCACAUGAUCAACUCCGUCGGAAAGGAUAACUUCCACAUCCGCAUCCGUCUUCAUCCCUACAACAUCAUCCGUAUCAACAAGAUGCUUACCUGUGCAGGAGCAGAUCGUCUGCAGACUGGUAUGCGUGGUGCUUACGGAAAGCCCUCGGGCCUUUGCGCUCGUGUCAAGAUCAACCAGAUCAUGAUCUCCAUCCGUACCCAUCUCAAGGGAGAGGACGCCGCUGUUGAGGCUCUCCGCAAGGCCAAGUUCAAGUUCCCUGGUCGUCAGCUCGUGUACGUUUCUCGCAACUGGGGCUUCACCAAGUUCCCCAAGGAUGUCUACAUGCAGGGAAGUACUGGAGGCUUCGAUGAGGAGGGCAACCCCACUCCUCCUAGGAUUGAGUGGAGAGGUGCCGUCGGAAAGAUUCAGCCUGACGGUGUUGGCUGCAAGUUGAUUACCAAGAAGAGCGUUCGUCUUUCAAAGCUGGGAAUUUGGCACAAGUCCUCGGGUGACAACAAGGAGAAGCCCAACGAUGCUAUGCGCCUCAACUGGACCUAAGCUGGUUGACGUUUCUACGAGUUGCUACCUUAGAGUUUUGGAAUAUACCUCUCAAACUGUGCUUUGUC